Molecule: messenger RNA, 529 nt
Organism: Triticum aestivum (bread wheat)
Lineage: Eukaryota; Viridiplantae; Streptophyta; Magnoliopsida; Poales; Poaceae
Exons: 3
Coding region: 173-517 (114 amino acids)
Source: RefSeq, a predicted model, not a curated record
CCCGCGCUUGUUCAUCCCCUUCACCGAGCCGGACGCGCCGCCGCGCGCACGCCGAGGCUGACCCGGACCAAUCCGGCGCCUGGUCCAACCCCGUGCGACCUAGGGACACCGCACGCGAGCCCACGCCCACGAAGCACCCCCGCAUCCCCUCCCCGAUCAAUCUCGUUGCCGCAUGCUCGAGCGAGGGCAAAACGCAUCUCGCCCGGAGCUCCGCCGUCCGCCGUCGUUCACCGCUCGUUUGCGCCGCCCGCACCAGGACGAUGCCGCCACCGACGCCCGACUUCGCCGGAGCACGCCGGAGGUCAGGAGCUCGCCACCGCCGCUCGAGGGAGCCCCGUCGCCGUUGAACACCACCACUGCGUCCGCAACUCGAAGCCGCCUCCGCCCGUCCCCUUACCUUCGCCGGAGACCCGCCGGAGACGCGCCGCCGCCGACGCCCGAGACCGCCGCCGCCGUCCUCUGUUCUCUGAUUGUCCGGAGUGCGACGCGAGCUAUUGUCAAGAGUGUGACUUUCUGAACCAGAACCAAG